Messenger RNA from Oppiella nova, 1460 nucleotides. The record is from the annotation of a GenBank genome assembly. NCBI's taxonomy places the organism in Eukaryota, Metazoa, Arthropoda, Arachnida, Sarcoptiformes, Oppiidae.
UUGCUACUAACAUUAAAGACAAACAAAGCGAAAACCGACAAAUUCUUAAGGAAAACAUUGAACUCAAGUCCCAAAUGGAUGCACAAAAUAUCAAGAAUAGACACUCGAGUCAAACAACUCAUGCAAACCUGUCGUCGGCUUCAUUUGGUCCGAUGUUUGACAACAGACACAGCGAUCACUCGAAACGCUAUUUUAUGGACAGUUUGAUCGAACAUCAGACCAAAUCAGACAUCGACUCUCAUUCGGGUGCAGCCGUCGGUCCGCCGCCUCUACUCAAAGACGGUAUUAAUCGCUCAAAGAGUGAUCCGUCAAAGUCUUCAGCUUCGAGUUCCAGUCAUAAGCACUCGACCUCUCCAUCACUCUCUAGUCCUAAACCUAAAGACAGUCUCAAAAAAGACAAAUCAAAUGAUGAAAAGGACGACAAAAGCAAAAUUAAGCUCAAAGAGGAGGGCGUAAAGCCUACAAUGGAAACGACUGGACCGCCGCCUCCGCCUACAAAUGGCUAUUAUUUCAACCCCUCGUACUUAGCGCCACACUUCUCACCCUUCGAUCACUCGCACCCAAUGUUUAGGGCCGGCUCUAUGAGUCCCGUAAUGAUGGGAAACCCCUAUUCACAACAAUACCUUCCCCCACAAUUGCGUUACCAUUUGUCUCCUGUGGCACCUCCCAGUCCCAUUGGAUCGAUGGAUAUACCGGGUGCGCCACCCAUUAACCCUCCGAAUGACCCUUUAGUGUCUAAAAUGCAUUCAAAUGCACCGAAUCCUAAGAAUGUGGAUCUAAUGCAUCCCGUGUCACACUUUGGAACUCAUAAAAUACAUGAACUCCAGGAAAGAGCUAUAAUAUCCCCGACGGCCACAUCCAACACAAGUCCCCAUCACCUGCAGUCCUCGUCUAAAGCGGUACCACCGGGUAGUCUGGCGGUGCCCUCCACUAAAUCCAUGGGUUCGGCUAUCUCUGAAUGUUCUGCUCUCUCGAGUCCCACAAAAGAAGACGCCAGUGAUAUAAAGUCAGGCGACCGGCAGCGGUCACCCCCUCCCCAGAGACACCUGCAUACCCACCACCACACCCAUGUGGGGGUCGGGUAUCCCAUCUACGAUCCUUAUAGCGCAAUGCUUGUGAGCCACUCGGCGUCGUCGGCUGUAUCGAUGCACCCGUUUGUACCGAAGUGAUGGACAGUUUGACGAUUAUUUUUCAAAGCAAUUACAUUAAUCUUCUGAUCUUAUUUACAAUUGUUGUGAUUGAGAACAGACUAUUGACUGAACGCCACAACGAUAUUAACGAGACUUUUGAGACUUUAUAUACAAUUUUGAUGUUAUGAGUGAUAUUAACUGUAAUUAUAAACACACUUACGAUACAAAACCGUAAACUUAUUUAUAAUUAUCUAUAAUCAAUUUAUAGUAUUGUAAAUGAUUUGUUAAUAAUAGCGCUAAUGGUUUGACUGAAAGCCAGUAUUUUUGUCC